Molecule: messenger RNA, 6552 nt
Organism: Alligator sinensis (Chinese alligator)
Lineage: Eukaryota; Metazoa; Chordata; Crocodylia; Alligatoridae
Product: dynein heavy chain 17, axonemal-like
Exons: 29
Coding region: 96-5930 (1944 amino acids)
Biological process (GO): microtubule-based movement
Cellular component (GO): dynein complex
Molecular function (GO): dynein light intermediate chain binding; dynein intermediate chain binding; minus-end-directed microtubule motor activity
Source: RefSeq, a predicted model, not a curated record
CCUGCCUCGUCCCCCCGCCCCGUCCCUGCAGGGUCUUGCUCCGAGCGUUUUCCAGAGCCAGCCCCUCGCCCCAGCAGCACUCGAGGCCUGGCCUGAUGGCCAUGUGUUUGCAGGGCCUGUUGUUCUCCACUGCUGAAUGCCUGAAGAACCCCAUCGACCUCGUGCGGCUCUGGCUGCACGAAGCGGAGCGGGUGUACGGCGACAAGCUCAUCGACGAGAAGGACCAGGAGAGCUUCGGAAGGGUCCUCGUGGCCACCUGCAAGAAGCACUUUGAUGAGCUCGGCGAGACCCUGCUGUUCACCAAGCCCAACAUCUACUGCCACUUCGCCCACGGCAUCGGGGAGCCCAAGUACCUGCCUGUGUCGGGCUGGCCGUCCCUGAACAAGCUGCUGGCAGAGGCCCUGGACACCUACAAUGAGGUCAACGCGGUGAUGAACCUGGUGCUGUUCGAGGACGCCGUGUCGCACAUCUGCCGGAUCAGCCGGAUCCUGGAGGCACCGCGGGGCAACGCGCUGCUGGUGGGGGUGGGAGGCAGCGGGAAGCAGAGCCUGUCGCGCCUCGCGGCCUACAUCAGCGGCCUGGACGUCUUCCAGAUCACGCUGAAGAAGGGCUACGGGAUCCCGGACCUCAAGCUGGACCUGGCCUCGCAGUACAUCAAGGCGGCCGUGAAGAACACGCCCACCGUCUUCCUCAUGACGGACUCGCAGGUGGCGGAGGAGCCGUUCCUGGUCCUGAUCAACGACUUCCUGGCGUCGGGCGAGGUGCCGGGGCUCUUCCAGGACGACGAGGUGGAGAACAUCCUCAGCUCCAUGCGGCCGCAGGUGAAGUUCCUGGGGCUGCUGGACACGCGGGAGAACUGCUGGAAGUUCUUCAUCGACAAAGUCAGGCGGCAGCUGAAGAUCAUCCUGUGCUUCUCACCUGUGGGGUCAACUCUGCGGGUACGCGCGAGGAAGUUCCCUGCCGUGGUCAACUGCACGGCCAUUGACUGGUUCCACGAGUGGCCGGAGGAUGCACUGGUGUCCGUCAGCGGCCGGUUCCUGGAGGAGACGGAGGGGAUUGAGCCAGACGUCAAGGUCUCCAUCAGCCAGUUCAUGUCCUUCGUGCAUGAGAGCGUGAACGAGAUGUCCAAGGUGUACCUGGCCACGGAGCGACGCUACAAUUACACCACGCCCAAAACCUUCCUGGAGCAGAUCAAGCUCUACCAGAACCUGCUUGCCAAGAAGCGGAGGGAGCUCAUUGCCAAGAUCGAAAGGCUGGAGAACGGCCUGAUGAAGCUGCAGAGCACGGCCUCGCAGGUUGAUGACCUCAAGGCCAAGCUGGCGGUGCAGGAGCUGGAGCUGAAGCACAAGAACGAGGACGCCGACAAGCUGAUCCAGGUGGUGGGCGUCGAGACGGACAAGGUGAGCCGGGAGAAGAUGAUCGCCGACGAGGAGGAGCUGAAGGUCCAGGUCAUCAACACGGUACGUGCUUGCCAGGCCCCUCUCACGCCACGUGCCUCCUGCCAGUGGCAGCAGCAAGGUGGGAGGCCAGCCAGGGCAGCCAGCCCGGGUCGGGGUGAAAGAGAGCCUGGGCAGCCAUCUCCAGCCCCCCCGUCCCAAGCCAGCUCCUGGAGGGGCAGAGGAGCAGGGCCUGGGGCUGUGGCUGAGCCCCGUGCACAGCAAGCUGCCUGUGUGCUCGGGGACAGGGCGUCUGCGGGGCCUGCUGCCCGCACCGUACGUAUGCCCUGGGGCACCCAUGGGCCCUCCCGAGGACAGCGAGCACCAGGCAGGUGCCUAGUAGGAGGCAGGUCCUGCGCCGGAGGGCAUGCGUUGUGGUGCAGUGGGAGGCAGGGUGAGGGGAGGCACGAGCCGGGCUGCAGGCACGUGCUUUACCUCGGCCAGAACGUGGCAGAGAAGCAGAGAGCCUGCGAGACCGACCUGGCGAAGGCAGAGCCUGCUCUGAUCGCGGCGCAAGAAGCCCUCGACACACUGAACAAGAACAACCUGACGGAGCUGAAGUCCUUCGGGUCACCCCCCGAGGCCGUGGUGAACGUGACGGCCGCCGUGAUGAUCCUGACUGCACCGGGGGGCCGCAUCCCCAAGGACAAGAGCUGGAAGGCGGCGAAGAUCAUGAUGGGGAAAGUCGACUCCUUCAUCGACACCUUGAAGAAGUUCGACAAGGAGCACAUCCCGGAGCCCUGCCUCAAAGCCUUCAGGCCCUACCAGUCGGAUCCCACCUUCGACCCCGAGUUCAUCAUGUCCAAGUCGACGGCGGCCGCGGGGCUGUGCUCCUGGUGCCUUAACAUCGUGCGCUUCUACGAGGUGUACUGCGACGUGGCGCCCAAGCGGCAGGCUCUGGAGGAGGCGAAUGCGGAGCUGGCCGAGGCACAGGAGAAGCUGAGCCGCAUUAAAAACAAAAUCGCGGACCUAAACGCCAACCUGGCAACCCUGACGGCCGAAUUUGAAAAGGCGACAGCCGAAAAAAUCAAGUGCCAGCAGGAGGCCGACACCACGAACAGAGUCAUCAUGUUAGCAAACAGGCUGGUCCGGGGCCUGGCCUCCGAGAACGUGCGCUGGGCUGAAUCGGUGCAGACCUUCCAGGAGCAGGGCAAGACGCUGUGCGGGGACGUGCUGCUCAUCUCCGCCUUCGUGUCCUACGUGGGCUACUUCACCAAGAAGUACCGGGCCGAACUGGUCGACCGGCACUGGGUCCCCUACUUGAACAAGCUCAAGGUGCCCAUCCCCGUCACGCCGGAGCUGGAUCCCCUGAGCCUCCUGACGGACGACGCGGACGUGGCGACGUGGAACAACCAGGGGCUGCCCAGCGACCGCAUGUCCACGGAGAAUGCCACCAUCCUGUGCAGCACCGAGCGCUGGCCCCUCAUCGUGGACGCCCAGCUGCAGGGGAUCAAGUGGAUUAAGAACAAGUACGGGCAGGACCUGAAGGCGAUCCGGCUGGGCCAGCGAAGCUACCUGGACAUUAUCGAGCAGGCGGUCUCCGAGGGCCACACGCUGCUCAUCGAGAACAUCGGCGAGACGGUGGAGCCCGUGCUGGACCCGCUGCUGGGCAGGAACACCAUCAAGAAGGGGAAGUACAUCAAGAUCGGCGACAAGGAGGUGGAGUAUCACCCGCACUUCCGCCUCAUCCUGCACACCAAGUACUUCAACCCCCACUACAAGCCCGAGAUGCAGGCGCAGUGCACGCUCAUCAACUUCCUGGUGACGCGGGACGGGCUGGAGGACCAGCUGCUGGCUGCCGUGGUGGCCAAGGAGCGCCCAGACCUGGAGGAGCUGAAGGCUAAUCUCACCAAGAGCCAGAACGAGUUCAAGAUCUUCCUGAAAGAGCUGGAGGACUCCCUGCUGGCCCGGCUCUCCGCCGCCUCGGGGAACUUCCUGGGGGACACGGCGCUGGUGGAGAACCUCGAGACCACCAAGCGCACGGCCAUGGAAAUCGAGGAGAAGGUGAGGGAAGCCAAGGUGACGGAAGUCCGAAUUAACGAAGCAAGAGAGAGCUACCGGCCGGCUGCGGAGCGGGCGUCUCUGCUCUACUUCAUCCUCAACGACCUCAACAAGAUCAACCCCAUCUACCAGUUCUCGCUGAAGGCGUUCAACGUGGUGUUUGAGAAAGCCAUCCAGCGCACGACGCCCGCCGAGGAGGUGAAGCAGCGGGUGGCCAACCUGACGGACGAGAUCACCUACUCGGUCUUCAUGUACACGGCGCGCGGGCUCUUCGAGAGGGACAAGCUCAUCUUCCUGGCACAAGUGGCAUUUCAGGUCUUGCUGAUGAAGAAAGAAGUGAACCCGGUUGAACUGGACUUCCUCUUGCGCUUCCCCUUCAAAGCCAGCGUGGCCUCCCCCGUGGAUUUCUUACAGUCUCAAGGCUGGGGAGGAAUUAAGGUCCUCUCCGACAUGGAUGCGUUCAAGAACUUGGACAGUGACAUCGAGGGCUCGGCCAAGCGCUGGAAGAAGUUUGUGGAGUCGGAGGCCCCGGAGAAGGAGGUCUUCCCCAAGGAGUGGAAGAACAAGACGGCCCUGCAGAAGCUGUGCAUGAUGAGGUGCAUGCGGCCCGACAGGAUGACCUACGCUGUCAGGAACUUUGUGGAGGAGAAGAUGGGGAGCAAGUUUGUGGAAGGCCGGAGCGUGGAGUUCUCCAAGUCCUACGAGGAGAGCAGCCCGUCCACCGCCAUCUUCUUCAUCCUCUCCCCCGGCGUUGACCCCCUGAAAGAUGUGGAGGCCCUGGGCAAGAAGCUGGGCUUCACCAUCGACAACGAGAAGCUGCACAACGUGUCGCUGGGGCAGGGCCAGGAGGUCGUGGCCGAAAACGCGCUGGACGUGGCGGCCGUGCAGGGCCACUGGGUCAUUCUGCAGAACAUCCACCUGGUGGCCAAGUGGCUGGGCACGCUGGACAAGAAGGUGGAGCGGUACAGCCAGGGCAGCCACGCCGACUACCGCGUGUUCAUGAGCGCCGAGCCGGCCCCCAGCCCCGACGCGCACAUCAUCCCGCAGGGGCUCCUGGAGAACGCCAUCAAGAUCACCAACGAGCCACCCACGGGCAUGUACGCCAACCUGCACAAGGCGCUGGACCUCUUCACGCAGGACACGUUGGAGAUGUGCAGCCGGGAGAUCGAGUUCAAGUGCAUCCUGUUUGCCCUCUGUUACUUCCACGCGGUGGUAGCAGAAAGGCGUAAAUUCGGCGCUCAGGGCUGGAAUCGGUCUUACCCCUUCAACAAUGGAGACCUGACCAUAUCCAUCAACGUGCUCUACAACUACCUGGAGGCCAACGCCAAGGUGCCCUGGGACGACCUGCGCUACCUCUUUGGGGAGAUCAUGUACGGGGGGCACAUCACGGACGACUGGGACCGGCGGCUGUGCCGCACCUACCUGCAGGAGUACGUCCGCGUGGAGAUGCUGGAGGGAGACAUGCUCUUGGCGCCCAGCUUCUUCAUCCCUCCCAACCUGGACUACAAGGGCUACCACGAGUACGUGGACGAGAGCCUGCCGCCCGAGAGCCCCUACCUGUACGGCCUGCACCCCAACGCCGAGAUCGGCUUCCUCACCGUCACCUCGGAGAAGCUCUUCCGCACCGUGCUGGAGAUGCAGCCCAAGGAGUCAGAGGCGGGGGCUGGCACUGGCGUGUCUCGCGAAGAGAAGGUCAAGGCCGGGCUGGAUGAGAUCCUGGAGCGGCUCCCCGAGCCCUUCAACAUGGUGGAGGUGAUGGCGAAGGCAGCGGAGAAAACGCCCUACGUGGUGGUGGCCUUCCAGGAGUGCGAGAGGAUGAACAUCCUGACCACGGAGCUGCGGCGCUCGCUGAAGGAGCUGAACUUGGGGCUGAAGGGGGAGCUGACGAUUACGACAGACAUGGAGGAGCUGUCUACCGCCCUCUUCUACGACAACGUGCCCGAGUCCUGGACAAACCGGGCCUACCCCUCCUUGCUGGGCUUGGGAGCCUGGUACGCAGACCUGCUACUUCGGAUCCGGGAGCUAGAAGCCUGGACCACCGACUUCGCGCUGCCCGCGACAGUGUGGCUGGCAGGCUUCUUCAACCCCCAGUCAUUCCUCACGGCCAUCAUGCAGUCCAUGGCCAGGAAGAACGAGUGGCCGCUGGACAAGAUGUGCCUCUCCAUGGAGGUGACCAAGAAGAACCGCGAGGACAUGACAGCUCCGCCCCGGGAAGGCUCUUACAUACACGGCCUGUUCAUGGAAGGCGCUCGCUGGGACAUCCCUAGUGGCGUCAUCGCAGACGCGCGGCUGAAGGAGCUGACGCCCUCGAUGCCAGUCAUCUUCAUCAGAGCCAUCCCCGUGGACCGCAUGGACACCAAGAACGUCUAUGAGUGCCCCGUCUACAAGACGCGGAUACGCGGCCCCACUUACGUCUGGACCUUCAACCUGAAGACAAAAGAGAAACCGGCUAAGUGGAUUCUUGCUGCUGUCGCUUUGCUCUUGCAGGUUUGAUCGUCUACUGAACCACCACUCGGCACAGGCUGCAGAGCCCGUGGCCACUCGCUGAACGCGCAGCCCAACCCCUCGUCUGUCCCAGAGGUAUUUUAGCCGUGUGACAAUAAAAGAAACAUCAAGUUCCUAGCACGGCAGCUCAGUAGUAACUGGCCUGUUUGGGCGGCUGUCACGAUACGUGGCCGCCUGAUGCCCCCGUGAGAACACCAAGUCAGGCUGUGAGAAAGCCCUGCUGAGAGCAUAUGCUGAAGAGAAGUGGCAGCCACAAACACUGGCCCGUGGCCACCUUCACGUCUAGUCCCACACACCUGCCAGUCACUUAUUCCAUGGCAACAGCAGAGCACUCGCCUCCCACCCGGCCCCAGCAACCACCGCCCCUACCCCAGGGGAUCCCGGGCAGGGCAGAGGGGAGCACGGGCACCCCGUGCUGGGACCACCCACCUGGCCCCUGCUGCUAAGGCUCACGGCACCUCCCCGCUCUGCCUUGGUGCAGCGGGCUGCAAACACCUAAGUGCGGCACACUUGUCUCUGCCUCUGGGAUGCAGGGUCUGUCCAUCCCCUUGCUCCAUCACCCAGGCCCCGGCCUGCCCCCUUGAACAGCAAGUUCAACAGCCUGUGGGCA